AUUCGGAAUAAAGGAUACGCCAGAAUUGUGCAGUCGAGACGACAACUUCUGUGUCCGUUUCAAAUAUAUUACUACUGGACGACUAGAAUUAAGUCUGAGGCCGGUAACAUCAACAGUGAGGACAAACCCAGCCUGUCUCUCUCAUUCCACACUGAGUCCAAACCUACAGUCACUGGGUCCUGAUUGUGACAGUGGAGCCCAGUUUGCACUGCAGGAUCCAGAGAUGGCAUCAGUGAAGCUGGAAGACUGCAGUCAAACACUGGAGCUGAAUGUCAACAUUAAAGAUGAAGAAGAGGAGGAGGAGAUUGGGAAAUCUGUUUCUCAUGGAGACCAUGUUGAGACAUUCUCUACAUCCAGAGAGCAACAGAGGGAACAUCACAGAGCUAAAGGGUCUCACAGCUGCCCACAUUGUGAGGAGAUUUUCCCAAUUCUAUCAAAGCUAAAAAUACACCAAAAAAUACACACAGGACAGAAUCCGUAUUCCUGUACUGACUGUGGGAAGAGAUUCACAACAUCAGGGAAUCUGACGGUUCAUCAGAGAGUGCACACUGGAGAGAAGCCUUACUCCUGCUCUGACUGUGGGGCAAGUUUCUCUCGACUGGGCCACUUAAAAACACAUGAACAUAUACAUACAGGAGUGAAGCCUUACUCCUGCUCUGAUUGUGUAAAAUGCUUCACAACAUCAGCUGAGCUAAAAGUUCACCAGAGAACACACACAGGAGAGAAGCCUUUCUUCUGCUCUGACUGUGAAAAGAGUUUCUCUCAACUUUCCCACUUAAAAACACAUGAACGUAUACAUACAGGAUUGAAGCCUUACUCCUGCUCUGACUGUGUAAAAUGCUUCACAACAUCAGCUGAGCUAAAAGUUCAUCAGAGAACACACACAGGAGAGAAGCCUUUCUUCUGCUCUGACUGUGGAAAGAGUUACUCUGUACUGUGCAACUUAAAAACACAUGAACGUCUACAUACAGGAGUGAAGCCUUACUCCUGCUCUGACUGUGGAAAGACUUUCUCUCGACUAAACAUCUUAAAAACACAUGAAAGUAUACAUACAGGAGUGAAGCCUUACUCCUGCUCUGACUGUGUAAAAUGCUUCACAACAACAGCUGAGCUAAAAGUUCACCUGAGAACACACACCGGAGAGAAACCUUACUCCUGCUCUGACUGUGGAAAGAGUUUCCCUCUACUGAGAACCUUAAAAACACAUGAACAUAUACAUACGGUAGUGAAGCCUUAUUCCUGCUCUAAUUGUGGAAAAGUUUUUCUCAACUGGGCCACUUAA
Molecule: messenger RNA, 1282 nt
Organism: Oncorhynchus masou masou (cherry salmon)
Lineage: Eukaryota; Metazoa; Chordata; Actinopteri; Salmoniformes; Salmonidae
Product: gastrula zinc finger protein XlCGF17.1-like
Exons: 3
Coding region: 224-1282 (352 amino acids)
Biological process (GO): regulation of transcription by RNA polymerase II
Molecular function (GO): RNA polymerase II cis-regulatory region sequence-specific DNA binding; DNA-binding transcription factor activity
Source: RefSeq, a predicted model, not a curated record